Molecule: messenger RNA, 2117 nt
Organism: Oppia nitens
Lineage: Eukaryota; Metazoa; Arthropoda; Arachnida; Sarcoptiformes; Oppiidae
Product: para-nitrobenzyl esterase-like
Exons: 5
Coding region: 174-2117 (647 amino acids)
Source: RefSeq, a predicted model, not a curated record
AAACGCAUCUAUUUUUAGGUGCCAUACGAGAGCCAGGUUUACAUUUGAAUACCUGUGCAAAUUGAUACAUAUUAGCCAACGGUUGGAUUACUCGGACGUUUUCAGGACUGUGCCGGUCUGUUGCCAACUGUAUUGCCAAUGCCUGAUUACAGAAAAAGACAUUUGAAAUCAUAAUGAUUUCCAGCGAAAGUCUGUCAUUUCUGAGAGUCAUUGGAGAUGAAGAUUACGAGAGAGAGGCUGAACGCCGGUGUCUUCAAUCGCGACGUCAAUCAGAAAAUACAAAUAAUACAAAAAGUUUGCGACUCGUCGUCAACGGUAUAUUAUGGUCACGAAAGUGGUCUCGCGUUGCACUGUUGACCGCAGGACUUGUAUUACUCACGAUUGUUGUCUGUCCGCUAACUUUUCUCAUUAUCCACAACUCAACUGAUAGACUCAAUUCACAAAAUUCAGACAAACUUAAUAAACUUUCUGACAUUUUAACCGAUGAUUUAUUAGACGAAACUCCUUUGUCGCCCUUCGAAGAGGCCGUUAUGGUGGACACCAACUGUGGACAGAUUAUCGGUACAGUAGAGGACGGGGCAUUUGCUUUUAAGGGCAUUCCAUACGCAUUGCCACCGACUGGUCAAAGGCGAUGGUCGCGACCAAUACCUCUGUGGGCGGACAGUCAGGAGUGCGGUCGGCGUCGGUCGCGACACAAAAGAGUCAAAAAGUUUGGUUCAAAAUGCGUUCAGUUUAACCCACUGUCCAAACAAAUUGAAGGCAAAGAGGACUGUCUUUAUUUGAAUGUAUGGACGCCAAGACUCGAUGAUUCGUCAAACCUUGAGGUGAUGGUAUGGUUUCACGGGGGUUUUCUGCAGUACGGCUGCGGCCAUACCGACCGCUUGCGGCCAAACGGCAAGUUGUCCCGUGACUCCAACUUUGUAUUCGUUUCAUUCAAUUAUCGACUCCAAGCUCUUGGGUUUUUGGCAUUGGAUUUGUUGGCUAAUUCCGGUGCAAACUCUUCAUUUGGUAACUACGGUCUGUGGGAUUCAAUGGUUGUCUUGGAGUGGAUUCAGAGAAAUAUUCACGCCUUCGGUGGUGAUCCACGAAGAGUAACGUUGUUUGGCAGCGAUGGCGGCGCCGCUAUGAUAAUGGCCUUAAUGACAAAUCCUGAUUCGAGAUCACUAUUCCGAUCCGUUUGGCUAAUAGAUCCGGCUCUCUAUUUCAACCGUACAUUCAGUGAGACAUCAAAUUAUAAUCACAAUAAUUUUUUGUCGCGAACCGAUUGCCAUCACAUCGACUGUCUUUAUAAACUGACCGCCGAAGAUGUGCUGAAGACAUUUAUUGGUGACGACGACCCGUCGUAUGCCAUUAAAGAUCAGAACGAUUUGCCGAUUCAGGGAAUGUUAAACAAACAGCUUAUAGUCAUCGAUGAUGAAUUAGUGACGGCUCCGAUACCAUUUCCAGCGGACACAUCAGUCGAUAUACCCAUAUUAAUAGGCUCUACAGCUCAGAGCAUUGAGUACUGGCCCGGACCCAGGGAGCUGUUAAAGUGGACGUGGAAUGACUAUAAUAAAUACGUGACCACUUCACUGGAUUCAUUUGGUCCCCGACUCACACAAUUAGCACUACAACACUAUCCUCCCUCACCAAUGAUGACACCUGCACUACAAUACCUAACUAUGGUGACUGACUUGAGGCAGAUAUGUCCCGUUAAUUUGAUUGCCGCCAAUCUGUCCUCACUAUUAGUGUCACCAAUCUUUAGAUAUCUGGUAACAUCUCGACCAUCCCAACCAAUUAAAUUAUUUGAUAUCAAAUCAAACAAUUCAUUUCAUUUUUGGGAUUUGAUCGCAUUUUUCGGUACUAUUGAUUGGUUUAUCAAAAAGCCAUCCGAUUUUGAUAAACAAUUUGCAGAACAGAUUCGUGAAAUUGUCUUUAAUUUUGUUAGGGAUGGCAAACCUGAUUGUCAUCCCAAUCAGGUAUCCAUAUCGUUGCCAUCCAAAUGGGAUCAAUCAUUUCCACAUCAAAUGGCUAUCAUUGGCUUAAACGAGACAAUUAUUGUUGACAAUUAUGUUAUCAGUGAUAGGUGUGAGUUUUGGGACAAUCAAGGAUUAACUAAAUACGCGUGGAUUAGUUAA